UCUCACACUAACAGCUUCUGUUUAUUGAUUCCUUUUUUGUGGGCUCUUUCUGUCUUUCUCAGGGUUGUUUUGAGGUCAGAUGUCAUCUAUGAUGAGGCCGUAACAGAAGCUUUUCCUGAUUGUUACCAGAAUGGCCACUGCUAAGAAAGCGUCGUCUAAGACGGGGGGUGUUUGCUUCGCUGAGGAACCUGCUGCAGCCGCUCACUCUCAUGUGCAUUUUGACGAGAAACUGCACGACUCCGUCGUCAUGGUGAUCCCCGAGUCGAACGGGAACUUCCUGGUGAAGGUGGGCUUCCUGAAAACACAGCACCGAUAUGAGAUCGUGUUCACACUGCCUGAGAUGCCAGAGCUCGGGAAAGACGUGUGUCCAGCCCCCAUCCCCAAACCUCACCUCCGUAUCACUAACAUAACACCGUCCUCAGAUGGAGGUCUGAGGGUGACUUGUGAAUAUAUGGCCCAUCAGGAGGGAGUGAUGUGUGAGGAGGUGCAGAUUCUUAGCGAGAGCAAAGAGGAGGCGAGUGUGAAGGUCAAAGUUCAUGCUCGUGUCAUGGACCGUCAUCAUGGCACUCCGAUGCUGCUGGAAGGCGUGCGCUGCAUAGGAGCAGACCUCGAGUAUGACUCCGAGCAAAGCGACUGGCAAGGCUUCGACUAAACGCCUGAACCUCACAGGCUUCCCAAUCAGUGCCACAUAUCUCGUGUCGGCAGUGACAGAAUAUUCCAGAUUCUGGAAUUCUAUUGUCAGUGUCUCUGCUUUCUACUCGCCGCGUUUGGAAACAAACUGUGGUUACUAGCUUGUUUUUACUGUUACAAUGGAAUGCAGGAAUGAUCUAUCGUUUACUGUAGCUCUCUGUGAUUUGUCGUUUUUCAGGUUUGGAUUAAAAAAACAACAAUCAAACGGUGUGUGUUUGCUUUAACUGAAUUACAGUGUUAUGACGGACUGUUUCUUUUAGACAAAACAAAUAUAAUAUGCUCUUAUGUCUGUGUUUCUGCACUGUCUUGCUCCAAUCUGAUGUGAAUCUAACGUUUUUAACUAAUUCUAGGAGUGAUGCUUGUGCUCACUGUGAAUCAGCCUCUUGUUUGUACCGGUAGGAGGCGCUGCUGACCACAAAAUCAAUCUUUCAUGUUUCACCAUGGCAUCUUGGCUUUUAAAGUUUGAAUGUUUUGAUUCAUCUACUGAAAUGAAUUUGAGAAUUUGAGAAUUUGAUUUACUCAAAAUCAUUUUACAUCCAGCAAAUGUUGGAGAUUUUAUCUGCCCUGAUAGAUUUUUAAUGAGAUCAUCACUUUAAGGGCUGUUCAUUCAUCUUUUGUGUCUGUUUUGUUGAGCCAAAGUGCCUGAAUCACGUGUUUGUAGUGUAUUUGAUUGAUGCCAGCAUGUAAAUCGAGCUAUUACACAUUGAAUAUUGACAGCCUUAUUCCAGCAUAGUAUUGUAUGUCUAUUCUUAACUCCAUUUUACUGCUUUUAUGAGGUUUCUAGAUCUCUGUGAAAGUUAAUGUCUUUUCAAAUGGAAAUUCUAAAUAAUUUCUCCCAGAGCAAAUAAUGUUGCGGUCUUCACUGUCAACGGUUGGUUUCUUGUCUUGCUGUCAUUUUUUUGUUGUUGUUGUUUGUUUUUUACUCAAAAAACAAAUAAAAUUCACUUGUUGAUCCCAAA
This is a messenger RNA of Cyprinus carpio (common carp), 1649 nucleotides long. It is a transcript of the gene adisspb, whose product is annotated as chromosome A7 C20orf27 homolog. The record is from RefSeq and is a predicted model, not a curated record. NCBI's taxonomy places the organism in Eukaryota, Metazoa, Chordata, Actinopteri, Cypriniformes, Cyprinidae. The transcript has 5 exons. Bases 131 to 652 code for a protein of 173 amino acids.